Messenger RNA from Loxodonta africana (African savanna elephant), 2244 nucleotides. It is a transcript of the gene TREH, whose product is annotated as trehalase. Bases 1 to 1752 code for a protein of 583 amino acids. Gene Ontology annotation, molecular function: alpha,alpha-trehalase activity. NCBI's taxonomy places the organism in Eukaryota, Metazoa, Chordata, Mammalia, Proboscidea, Elephantidae. The transcript has 15 exons. Gene Ontology annotation, biological process: trehalose catabolic process. The record is from RefSeq and is a predicted model, not a curated record.
AUGCAUGGGAAGACCUGGACGCUCUGCCUACUGCUCCUGCUGGGUGUGGGGCUAGGAUCCCUGGAGGCCCUGCCCCCACCCUGUGACAGCCAGAUUUACUGCUAUGGGGACCUUCUGCACCAAGUUCAGAUGGCCAAGCUCUUCCCAGACGACAAGGAGUUUGUGGACAUGCCACUGUCCAUGGCUCCAGACCAAGUCCUGCUCAGCUUCGGGGAACUGGCCAAGGCGCACAACUACAGCAUCCCCCGGCAGCAGCUGCAGGAAUUCGUCACAAAGCACUUCCAGGCAGCAAGGCAGGAGCUGCAGUCCUGGAUCCCUGGGGACUGGAAAGACAGCUCCCAGUUCCUGCAGAAGAUCACGGAUGCCAAGCUGCGAGCCUGGGCAGAGGAGCUGCACCGGCUCUGGAAGAAGCUGGGAAAGAAGAUGAAACCAGAGGUUCUCAGCCACCCUGAGUGGUUCUCUCUGAUCUACUCUCAACACCCCUUCAUUGUGCCUGGCGGGCGCUUUGCUGAGUUCUACUACUGGGACUCCUACUGGGUGAUGGAGGGCCUGCUCCUCUCGGAGAUGCCCGAGACAGUGAAGGGCAUGCUGCAGAACUUCCUGGACCUGGUGAAAUCCUACGGCCAUAUCCCCAAUGGCGGGCGCGUGUACUACCUGCAGCGGAGCCAGCCCCCACUUCUGACCCUCAUGAUGGACCGCUAUGUGACACACACCAAUGACAUCACCUUCCUACUGGAGAACAUCGAAACCCUGGCCUUGGAAUUGAACUUUUGGACUGAGAAGAGAAGCAUCAAUGUGAGCUCUGGGGGAAAGAGCUACAUCCUAAAUCGCUAUUAUGUUCCUUAUGGGGGACCCAGGCCAGAGUCCUACAGCAAAGAUGCAGAGUUGGCAGACACCUUGCAGGAAGGUGACCGCGAGGCUCUGUGGGCCGAGCUGAAGGCUGGGGCCGAGUCUGGCUGGGACUUCUCUUCCCGCUGGUUCUCCGGAGGCCCAAACUCCAACUCGCUCAGCAGUACCCGAACCAGCAAAAUUGUGCCUGUUGACCUCAAUGCCUUCCUGUGCCAAGCAGAGGAGCUGAUGAGUAACUUCUACUCUAGACUGUGGAAUGACUCCCAAGCUGCACAGUACAGAAAUUUGCGGGCACAGCGCUUGACCGCCCUGACCGCCAUCCUGUGGGAUGAGGAAAAAGGUGCCUGCUUCGACUAUGACUUUGAGAAUGGAAAAAAGAACCCAGAGUUUUACCCAUCCAACCUCACUCCUCUUUGGGCCAGCUGCUUCUCUGACCCUGCCAUUGCGGACAAAGCUCUGAAAUACCUGGAGGACAACCAGAUCCUGACCUACAAGUACGGGAUCCCGACCUCUGUCCAGAAGUCAAGUCAACAAUGGGACUUCCCCAACGCAUGGGCCCCGCUACAGGACCUGGUCAUCAGAGGUCUGGCCAAGUUGCCUUCACCCCAGGCCCAGGAAGUAGCUUUCCAGCUGGCCCAGAAUUGGAUCCGAACCAAUUUUGAUGUCUACUCCAAAACGUCAACCAUGUACGAGAAGUAUGACAUCAGCAACGGUGGACAACCGGGAGGAGGAGGGGAGUAUCAAGUUCAGAAGGGAUUUGGUUGGACCAAUGGAGUGGUUCUGAUGAUCCUGGACCGCUAUGGCGACCGGCUGACCUCGGGGGCCUGGCCAGCUCUCCGGAAACCUCACUGCCUGGUGGUGACCCUCCUGCUGAGCCUCUUGACCAUCCUUCUGCCACAGUGACGGUGACGGCACUGCCUCAUCUGCGUUCACUCCACCUCCUGCUUUAAUCAUUAAACCUCUACAUGAGCCUCUACCCUCUCCUGCCUCUUCAUCCUCCAUCCUUGCAGACCCUAUGCCCUUCCCCCUCCACAGCCAGUCUCUGUUCACAGUGGAGGGUAGAGGGCGGCCAGGGUAGUGACCUGAAGUCAUGGGUUGGGGCCUGGGUCCCUUCUGGAGCCUUUAAAAAAAAAACCAAACCCAUUGCCGUUGAGUCGAUUCUGACUCAUAGGGUUUCCAAGGGAUGGCUGGUGGAUUCGAACUGCCAACCUUUUGGUUAGCAGCUGCAGCUCACAGGGCAGAAAUACCGCUUUGGGGGAAACAGCCCUCCUAUUGCAAAUAUCCCAGUCUCAUACCCCACACACACUGCACCCCCAAAACACUUACAUACUCAAAUGCUUUAUUGUUCUGCUGAAAUGCUUACAAAUACUGAAAAACUCCCAGCCCGAGCCCAGG